AUGGCCCGUCUGCGCAGUGCGCCCACCUCACAACAGCCCGCGACAACAGCAUCACAGCCGAAGCGACCAGCGCUGAAAGAGAAGACCAACACCACGCGCGCCAAAGCGACCGUAUACGACGAUGAUGGUGAAACGGAUGGGCUCGUGAAAGAUGCGCGACCGCGACGAGGGCGGCCGAAGAAGGUGGUGCAGCAGGAGGAUGAGUUCAUCAUGGCGGGAGGACUUGGCCAGGCUGGCUCUGAGGAUAAGACCAUGGAGCGCAGCGCGCCGGCACCGACCACGAAUGAACUUGUGAAGAGCGAUGCGCCGAUCGCCGUCAGAGGCACUAGGAGACCUGCGGCGCGCGCGACGAAGAAGACAGCGGAGGGUGAGGCAGAUGGCGGUGUCAUGAAUGGAGUGAAGGGGAAGAUGCAGGCCACGUCGCGGACUCAAGUUGCUCGUACACGGAAGCAGGACGGUAUUGGGCAAGCUGAAGAGACCGCAUUCGAAGUUCUACCCACCAAGUCGCCGCCGGUGCAAGAGCGCUCAGAGUUCUCCAUCUCGCCAUCUCCUCCACCACCAGGCAAGCUGAGCUCCGUCAGCAGGCAGCGAACUUCACUCGCUCAGCCCGGCUCUGCGCUUCGCUCACACGAGACUCCUGCCGUCGAGACCAGCAUUCUAGCGCUCAAGAACUUCAAGCGAAGACCGAGACAGCCUAGUAUGCUGCAAAUGGUCCAGCAGCGAACUGCCAGUGCGCGGCCAUCUGGUGUCGGCGCUCGCGUGGAUGAUGACCCGGACGUCUAUGAUCUUGUAAACGACGAAGACGAGCUAGAGGAUUUCGAGCCGGAAGCCGAAGGCACGCCACUGCAUGUAACCAAGAAGGGCCAGCAAGGCAAGGCGGCUUCCAAGAGGGUCUCGAACGCACGACAGGAACCACACUCUGCAGCAAAGCCGUCGCCAGUUGCCAACACAAGAAAGCGGAAGUCAGGAGAUGUAGACACAUCUUCCUCCGCAUUAGAACCAUUGAGAGCAAAACGCCGGAAGUCUAGCCCAGCACACCGCGACGAGGAGCCUCAAGCCGACGUCCGACGUAGCGUCUCUGUCCAGCAGACGUCCCCAGCUCGACUGGGAUCAAGUCCGCCGAAAGUCACAGCAGACGUGCAAGUCAUCCACUCAUCAGUGUCUUCUACACCGCCCACUGAACCAUCAUCACCGGCCCAAGAGCAGCCGGAUAUGGAUGAGGAUGCUGUGAUCCCAUCUACAGAGAAGGAACGAGAAGGCCAGCAGUACGCUCUUCGUGGGAAUGUCGAUGACGCGCCGGAGAUAGACGCCGACGGCACAAUGGCAGAGCCUGCAAGUAGCAGCCCACCGGCCGAAGAGCCUCCUACCGCUACACAGCGGACGGACAUCAUGGCCGACCCUCUCACGCAAAUGACACCUCUCAGACCACAACGAGACAAACCGAAGAAGAACAAGAAGACAGGUCCAGUGACCACUGCAUCUCUUCAGAAUCUCAUGCCGAAGCGAAGGCAACCGCCGAAGCCUCGACCUCGCAAGUCAGAGUGUGACAUAGAUUCGGAGUCCGAGAACGACGAUCCGCUCGACACGAGCCUACUUGAGGGCGACGAGGACGAGUUGGGUGGGAAGCUGCGGCGGAAGACGAAGUCAAAGCCUUCCGCCAAAGGCAAGAAAGGCAAGGCAGCCGCCGCUCAAAGUAAGCCUCGCCAAUCGAAGGCCAACGCGCAGACUGCACGCAAGUCCUCCGCGGCUCUACCUCCACGCAAAGCGACUGCCACGAAGAAGCCUGCGAAGACUUACGGGCGGGCGGCGGCGGCUUCAGACAAGGAGAACAACUACGAUGGAGAGAGCGCAGAUGGCAAUGAUGACUCCGUGCUGCCGGACAAUUCGAUGAGCAUGUACGAAGCGGCGCGGAGUAGGGAGCUGGAAGCGGCGAAGAAGAAGUUCGCAAAGGUGGAUGAGUGGGACAUGGAGUUCGAGAGCAUGAGUUUCGAGGAGCAUCGGAGUUCCAGUCAGGGGUGGCGGUGA
Molecule: messenger RNA, 2025 nt
Organism: Saxophila tyrrhenica
Lineage: Eukaryota; Fungi; Ascomycota; Dothideomycetes; Mycosphaerellales; Extremaceae
Exons: 1
Coding region: 1-2025 (674 amino acids)
Source: RefSeq, a predicted model, not a curated record